AACUAAUGUUACGAUGAGUGAUGAGCUGACGACCGGAUCCGAUGUCUUCAAGCGGUGUGUAAUCAUCCAAAAGGAUGAAAGAGGUUAUGGCCUUCGGGUUAGCGGAGAGUCGCCGGUGUUUGUCGAGAGUGUCAAAGAAGGAGGUGCCGCGUGGCGGGCGGGCGUCCGUCCAGGAGACGAGAUUAUCAAAGUGUCUGGCACUUUGGUAACCCGUAUGAAUCACGGCGAAGUGGUCCGUAUGAUACAGAGCUGCGGCUCUUACGUUGGUCUUACUUUGCUGUCGCUGAAGAACCCGCCGCCAUCCACAACAAACAAUAUGCAAGCGAAACCUAUUCAGAUUACAGGCCCGCAACCGGCCUCCGAAAGUACGCAACAGGCGUACGACGACAGGAAAAUGGAUAUCUUUCGUGAUAUGAUUAAUAAACAACGAGAAUAUUUGGAAGAAAUGAUAGCCAAAAGAAACCAAACGGAAAUCGAUAAGACAUUGAAGACUAUCAAACAUUUGGAAAAAGAGAUCGAAAAGAUGACAUUAGACGCCCAACGACAUCGACACACAUCGAUGAGUGCCGAAAACUUGACCACCGGUAGCACCAGUGACCCGACAAUAGUCUCUGCUGCUAACGGUAAUGCCAAGAAAUCGCACUCAUUUGGUCAGUACGAUACACGGGCGCCGAUUAUGACGAUGGAGUCCGACGAAGACAACGAUGACUAUACCAAUAAUAAUAAUAAAAACAACAGCUUUAAUGUUGUCAUUAAUAACUCGAAUAACAGAAGAAAUAGUAAUUUGUUGAUUAACCAGAAAAGCAAAUAUCCGGAUAUCAACGAAAUCCCUAAAACUGUGGACCAACUCCACGGUUACAGUCUUCAGAUGACACGUUUUCUGUUGACACAAGACCUUAAACCCCAUGCAUUACUCUUUCAUACCAUUGCUGGACACGUAUUUCCAUUGUUGGUCGCACAGAUGGGUCCCUACAAUCAGAAGGCCAUCCAACGACUUGCCUGGCAGAUCGCGUCCACGUGGCUGAUGCACGAAUCGCCGCUCACAUUCGCCGAUUUUCCGCCCGAAUUGAUCGACCGUUUCGGUUUGACAUUAGAGUCAUCGCAACAAUCUUUGGACACACUGUUUGAGCCAUUUUUCGGUGUUACACGUGAUAUCCUUAAGGAACAGUUAGAGUCAUGGCGUCAUACCAUCAACUUGGGUCUGGCGCCGCCUACGAUGCCGACGGCCAAAGAAGAGCUUCACGCCAUACUUGACUUAGUGUUGAACGAGUCGACCUCAAUUCGCGAGCUUGAAGUGGUGGUCGAUUCCUUCAUACAACACGCCAACGUCAACAACACAUCGACGAUGGCUGUGGUAACGGCACUCUUAACCAUUGGUCACUGUGUGUUUGCGUGUCACACAAAACAUCUACUCUUCACACAAGCAAAUUCGUCUCAACCAAUUAAUCCAGUGCUAAAGUUAUCUAUGGAUCAAUCAAAUAAGAAACACAAGAGAGCCGUCUCUCUUCAGAACCGAAAUCAAAUGCCGGGUCAUAUAGAGGCCGGCCAUCACUUUAAUCCGACGUACGAGUUCACGAAACCGAUUUUUUGUUACGGCUGCUACUCACCCGUUUGGGGCACAUAUGGUCUUAAUUGUGCACAUUGUCAGAUGUCUGUCCAUAACUGGUGCAUGAAGAGCACGUCAUCAACUAAUCCGUGUCCCGGACCUCAAUCAGACAAUCAGUCGAAUAGUGAGACCACGCCAUCCGUUAGGGUGCCCAAGAAGAACAGGCGCUGGAAUUCUGACAGAUAUACCUUUUUAGAUAUGAUUAAGAAGAUUGCGCCCAACAAUGCUUAUGACAUACAUGCGCCGCCACUCAUCUCCUCGUCCGACGAUUCAUCCGAUGACGAGGACGACGACAACACAUCUGGACUGACACCGCAGCCAUUGCCUUCAGCAACAAGUGAUACAUCAGCCUCCAAGUCGACGACACCGACGCCUCCCAGCACUAUAGGGCGAUCCGAAUCGUUUAAACAACGGCGAAAAACUGUUCCCUCGUAUCGUAAACGCAGUGAUCCGGCACUGCCUAUAAGUAACACAAAUCUGGCCAACAAUAGUGUAGCGCAAGACCCGAACAGCAGUUCUCCGGGUGUGACUGGUUCGCCAACAUCGACAUCGCCGGGCAAUUGGGAAGACUCGUCAACAGACGAUGACGACGAUCAGAGCCAUAGCGAUGUGCACAGCAUUCAGACCCCAACCACUGGAUCAGUGACACCGCAACAUACCAUUGAUGAUGAUUCGCAGCAACCGAUUCUCGAUGACGAUACACCACCACCAUUGCCACCCCGUCCGCCAUCGGAGAAGCGCAGACAGAUUCGCAACGAGAUUAUUGACUCUGAGGGCCGACACGUUAAAGCCUUAGACUUUAUUCAUCAACUAUACUAUAAACCAAUCAAAAGUCAAAAUCUUAUGACUAAAGAUCAAUUGUCGGCCGUCUUCUCCAAUACCAAAAAACUAUAUAAAAUACAUAAAAAUAUUUUGAAAGCGCUUAAAGCGCCGCAACAGUCAUUCGAGCAAUCAAUUUGUGAUGUAUUUUGUGGUCCAUUAGGACAGCAUUUAGAGGAAGAGGCCAGUGUUUUCUGUACCACACAGAAGUUGGUUGGUGUCGAUACCUGGAGGUCUCGUAAAAAGGAUUCAAAAAUGAAGACAAUUGUCGAUAACGAUCUACGAUCGAAAUUAUUAGCUGAAUCCGGUUCGGAAUUUGCAAGACUUACACUCGAAGAUCUUUUAGGAUCAGUUUUCCAGAGACCAUUGAGAUAUCAACUGCUACUCGAGCGCUUACUUCAGGCCACGCCAUCCGAUUCAAUUGAAUAUCAAUUGAUAGCCAGAGCUCUUACUCGAAGUCGUGAAAUCGGAGCCAAAGUCAAUGAAGAGACACGAAAGGCGGAAUCGAGACAACGACUCAUAGACAUCGAGAGAAAGACUGAAAGGGCGCCCGGAUUUAUACUUGACUUGGCUGACCAUAGUCUUGUACACGAAGGACCUCUUGCCUGGAGAAUCACCAAACAAAAGAGCGUCGAUAUACUGUUGGUCCUUACGAACAGAAUUCUAGUGAUAUUAACACAAAAAGAUAACUCAAAAGACAAAUUUGUCUUAAAAUCGCAUACAAAUCCGGCUAACAAUACAUUACAUUCACCCAUUGUCUUAUUGGACGACGUGAUUACACGGGAUGUGGCCACCGAUCAGACUGCCUUUUUCCUUAUUUCCACAGAUCAUCACGUGUUUUACGAAUUUUCUGCGGCCAACCCGAACGAGAAGAAACAGUGGAGAGACCUUAUAUUAAGUACUGCGUCGAUGUUUAACGCAAAUAAACCCAAAGUAAUGAAAAUGAAAGACUUGACGACACAGCAGAGCACUGAUGAAGAGUUCAAACAAAAUGAUGAGGAAGAGGAGGAACGGGAUGCUGAACAACAUGAGGAUAAUGUCGUCAAUGAUGACCAAAAUAAUAACAAUAAUAAUACCGAUAAUGAUAUUAGUGUUGAAACUGAAAGUCAAUCAAAAGAUCAAUUAGAUGAACAACAAAAGCAAUCGAAAAUUGAAGGAACCAUACGUUAUGUACGCGAAGAUGAGUGUCGACCACCGGAACUCAUAUCUCCGACUCAGGUUACGGUCUCCACUGAGCCCAACGUUGCCGAAGCACUGGUCAUUCAUUCACCUGAACACCGAAUUUGUGAAAUCGAUGAAUCAAUUAAACAAUUAUUGGAUGAAAAACGAAAUAUUUUAGCGAAUUUAAGAGGUAUUAAAGGUGAAUACGAGUGGACAGUGGUUAGCGAUAUGGGUGAACACGAUCACGUGUCCAGUAGUGCACGUGAGGUGACGUUUUUUGAUAGAGCGAUGUCUUUGGUGUCAUCACUGGGCACUAAUGGCUUAACUUCCGACUCAUACGCACCGUUAGUUAGUCUUCGCGAUCAAAUCGACGCACUAUUAGCCCGACUAACGCUCAGCCAAAUAGAAUCCGAUGUCCGUCUGACAGCUACCGACGGCGCCGCCAACUAUUUGGCGUCCAAUGAGAGCACUGAAGAUACGGCCGUUUACUUCUAAAAUAUACAAAUUAAAUGAAAGAAGUCCUAAAAAACUAUAUGACAUUAUUAUAAUUUAAAAAUUGUAUAUAUUUUUUA
Messenger RNA from Oppia nitens, 4158 nucleotides. RefSeq names its product rho guanine nucleotide exchange factor 12-like (gene RhoGEF2). The transcript is spliced from 6 exons. The record is from RefSeq and is a predicted model, not a curated record. Lineage: Eukaryota; Metazoa; Arthropoda; Arachnida; Sarcoptiformes; Oppiidae. The coding region runs from base 14 to 4081 and encodes 1355 amino acids. Gene Ontology annotation, cellular component: cytoplasm. Gene Ontology annotation, biological process: G protein-coupled receptor signaling pathway. Gene Ontology annotation, molecular function: G protein-coupled receptor binding; guanyl-nucleotide exchange factor activity.